Molecule: messenger RNA, 825 nt
Organism: Panicum hallii
Lineage: Eukaryota; Viridiplantae; Streptophyta; Magnoliopsida; Poales; Poaceae
Product: neural Wiskott-Aldrich syndrome protein-like
Exons: 1
Coding region: 1-825 (274 amino acids)
Source: RefSeq, a predicted model, not a curated record
AUGGCGACCGGCGCCGCUCUCGUAGGUGUCGUCGCCGCUGCCCUCCUCGUCGUCGCUGAUGCGUCCACCAUCGCCGUCUCCGAGGCAUCGACGACCAUGGGGCUCUCCCGCAAUGCCUCAGCGAUCGUGGGGGGCAGCUGCAACGUUUCGCUCGACGCGACCCAGGCGACGCUCAGCGACUUCCACUUCCACACCCACCUCGUCGAGGACAGCCUCAGCGCGCUUGGAAGAGUCCAGAUGGUCGCCCCUGGGACUUCCUGCUUGGGCUCCAUGGGCAACGUCCUGACCCGAACGACCGCGCCGCUCCAGCGCCCGAAGGCGGAACCGGCCGCACCAUCGACGCUGCCAGUGCUGCCCCCCGCCUCCCCGCCCGCCUGGCCCUUCGACCCGACUGGCCCGGGGCAGCGGAAGUCGCCGCCCAAGCGUCGCCAACCUGUUCCGGUGCCAACGCCCCCCUCCGCCGAGCCAUCGCCAUCGCCAUGCGCGGGCGCUCCACCGCCCCCGCCUCCUCCACCGACGAGGAACGGCGGGGAGCCGUCAAGGUCAUCAGCGCCCGCUCCUCAUCCUCCUCCCCCGCCGGCUUCGCCCUCUUCAUCCCCGCCGCCGCCUGUGAGAUCAUCCGCGGGCAGGACCCUCCGACCGCCGCCUCCCCCGCCUGGCCCAGACGGAGGUGGGGCGGUCGCCUCUGCGGAUGCUCCCUUCUCGGAUCUACAGAGAGUGGUGCGAGCAUUCCUGAAGGCAGCGAAGGCACUGUGCAAACAGAGGGAAGCCAGGCAGCAGCAGCAGAAGAGCAGCUGCUCAAGGAAGAAAAGCCUAGAUGCAUAA